AUACGGAGGCGAGGCUGCCGCGGCCAACACUUACACUCAGGAUGGUUGCAGAGAAAUAUCUGUUUAACAAGGCAGUUGAGAUCUUUUUCAUUUCUGUUUUCAGUUUUUACUGCGUGUGCAGGUCAGAAGCCUGAAAGUUUAGGACCUUUCAAGACUGAUGAAUGUUUAACACAAGAGUGUUAAAGUCACGAGGCUUGUGACGGUUGUUUCUGUGUCGGAAGGAGAAAUAAUCCGAGAAGAUUUAUUACCAGACCAGCAACGUCUCCCUUCACGAUGAAGAUCAACAAGAAGCUGCUGCCAAUCAAAGUUCACUAUUUCCUCCGAUAUGCAGGUGCGGCACCCUUGGUGAUGCUGCUCCCACUGAUAGUACGGAGCAAGGGACUCUCGCCACAGACAGUGGGGGUUCUGUGGACCGUCAUGCCCAUGGUGGGCCUCAUCGCUAACAGCAUCUGUGGCAUGCUGGCUGAUUACUUUAAGGCCUAUCGCACCAUCUUCCUGGCUAGUAUAACCAGCCUGACAGUGGGUCUUGUAGCCAUGUAUUGGAUCCCAGAGCUUCCAGUCGCCGCUCAAGCCUCAGAGGAAACUUUUAACCUCACCUUGGUGGGAAAUGCAACGCUCUCUUCCAGCGCGUUCCUCGCCAACAGCAGCACGUUGGCCCUGGAGCUGGCAGGCGUGGACCCAGAGAUGACGGUUGGAGAGGGUCAGGCGGCACCCCUCGCCCUGCCGCCCGGUAAAGGUACAUCAGGGAUCCCGGAGGAGACCGAAAGUGUGGCCUCCUUCCUGCACUACCCGCAAUUCUGGAUCAUCGUCCUCGCCCUCCUGCUGGAACAGAUGGGCAUCACUAUUUGUAUCAUGAUGUCAGAUUCUGUCUGCUUCCAGAUCCUGGGUUCUGAGCGGCAUCUGUAUGGACGGCAGCGGCUGUGGGGCACAAUCGGUAUGGGCGUGAUGGCCAUCGUCUCAGGCGCGCUUGUUGACAUCUACUCCCAGGGUCUGCCACAGAAGGAUUACCUGCCCGCCAUCAUCUCCUGUAUCGUUCUCAUGUCGGCAGACAUUCUGGUGGUGGCAAGGAUGAAGAUUCCUUAUUCCAGUGACGAGAAAUUAAAGAUGGGAAAAGUUGGCAACAGUCUUGUGCAUCCCGAAGUCCUUCUCUUCCUAAUGACCGUGUACGUGAUGGGCGCGUCGCUUGGCAUCGUGUGGAUAUUCAAACUGAUGUUGGUGGAGGACGUCGCCCUGGCAUGGAACUCCGACUUUCCUGCGCUCAAACUCCUUCAGGGAUUAGUUUUAGGCAUCGAAACCUUCGGCGGAGAGGUGCCUUUCUUUUUCCUCUCAGGGGUGAUAAUCGAGCGGCUGGGAUACACUGGUGUGCUCAUCGUAUCAGUACUCAGCACAGGGCUGAGAUGCUCCCUCUACUACACUGUCAGCAAUCCCUGGUGCUUCCUACCCAUAGAGCUCCUUAAUGGUCUGAGUUACAGUGUCUUCCACUCCGUCAUGGGUGCUUACGCCAGCCACAUCGCGCCGCCAGGAGCCCAAGCCACCGUUCAGAGCGUCUUCAGGUCCACCUUCUAUGUUGGCUUGUCUACGGCCGGGUUCCUGGGGGGCUUACUCUACAACACCCAGGGCGGGUCCAUCGCCUUCUUGAAGGUGGGCGUGUUCGAUCUGAUCUACGUGCUUGUCUUCAUUUUGCUUCACUUCCUGGUCAAAAAAUACUGCAUCGCAGGUGAGGCGAGCUGUGUGGCGCUGCAGGACGAUGCUAAGCAGAAUGACCCCGUCAACAGGGUGCCGGAGAUGGAAAAGUUGUUCCUGGAGAAGAAACCCCAGGAAGCCUCAGGGAGCAUGAGCAGGAUUCAUGAGGACACAAAGAACGAGUGUGUAAGGUUUAUAGUUUAGGAGUUUUCUGCUCGCUGUGAGCGGCGGGAGAAACAUUCAGAAGCAAGUCUUCUGACCUACAUCUGUUAAUAAUUUAGUUCUAAAGAGUUAUUGGAAGAAGAUGUAGUGUACGAACACGUUAGCUGCCCUCUUCAAUGACCACGUCAGAUUCUGAAUGAACUGACUUGGUGAUGGAUCUGAUAUAAUGGAACUGAAAAACACCAGGGCUGCGCAGCGUCAGGGAAAUAAGUGUCCUUGUAGAAGAGAGACUCGUGAAACUGGAAAGGAGUAGACAUUCCUGAUGAGGCGAUGCCGUUGUGCCCUCUCUUUACCUCUAUUACCUUGUGAAGCAUGUCUUUCAUUAAAUAUAACUCAUUACAAAAUGCUUUAUUCAAACAACACUUCUCAGCAAAUAAACAUUCAUACACGUUUGUUGAGUGUUCAGCCAUAGAAUAUAAAUGUUUAAGCUUAUCAGGAAUAUUAUUUUUAUGCUGCAUAUAAAAAGUACAAAUUUAAUUAUUUUGUAAUAAUAAUUGUUUAGUACUGAAAUAAAUGUUUUUUAUUCAUAAUA
Scylla paramamosain (green mud crab) is the source of this 2437-nucleotide messenger RNA. Its product is annotated as major facilitator superfamily domain-containing protein 6-B-like. The coding region runs from base 274 to 1887 and encodes 537 amino acids. Gene Ontology annotation, cellular component: membrane. NCBI's taxonomy places the organism in Eukaryota, Metazoa, Arthropoda, Malacostraca, Decapoda, Portunidae. The record is from RefSeq and is a predicted model, not a curated record. The transcript is spliced from 7 exons.